AAGACUUUUCAAUGAGAUGACUUUUCUCAGAGAUGCAGAUCUCUGUGAAGACUCUGACUGGCAAGACUAUCACCCUCGAGACUAAACCCAGUGAUACCACUGAGAACGUCAAAGCUAAAAUCCAAGACGAGGAGGGCAUCCCACAUGAACAACAGUGUCUGAUUUUUUUGGGCAAACUUCUGGAGGAUGGCUGCACUCUCUCAGACUACAACAUUCAGAAAGAGUCCACCCUGCACUUGGUACUUCAUCUGCAGGGUGGCAUCAUUCAGCCCUCCCUCCGCCAGCUCUCCCAGAAGUACAACUGCGACAAGAUGAUCUGUCACAAGUGUUAUACCCACCUACACCCCCACACUGUCAACUGCCACAAGAAGUGCGCCCACAACCUGCACCCCAAGAAGAAAGUUAAAUAA
Messenger RNA from Miniopterus natalensis, 410 nucleotides. RefSeq names its product ubiquitin-ribosomal protein eL40 fusion protein-like. Gene Ontology annotation, molecular function: protein binding; structural constituent of ribosome. Gene Ontology annotation, biological process: translation. NCBI's taxonomy places the organism in Eukaryota, Metazoa, Chordata, Mammalia, Chiroptera, Miniopteridae. The record is from RefSeq and is a predicted model, not a curated record. Gene Ontology annotation, cellular component: ribosome.